This is a messenger RNA of Cariama cristata (Red-legged seriema), 2125 nucleotides long. RefSeq names its product phosphatidylglycerophosphate synthase 1 (gene PGS1). Lineage: Eukaryota; Metazoa; Chordata; Aves; Cariamiformes; Cariamidae. The transcript is spliced from 10 exons. The annotation marks the transcript as partial. The record is from RefSeq and is a predicted model, not a curated record. Gene Ontology annotation, biological process: cardiolipin biosynthetic process. Gene Ontology annotation, cellular component: mitochondrion. Gene Ontology annotation, molecular function: CDP-diacylglycerol-glycerol-3-phosphate 3-phosphatidyltransferase activity.
GGAGUGGAAGGGACAGGGAAGCCGCAGCUGCGCGGAGGUAGAUCUACCCUUCUCGGUGCCAGACCGGCUGUGUGCCAUGCUAAAAGGAAUGCGCAGCCGCAACCUCAGAAUGUGGUUCCUCCAAUCAUCAUGGGUUCUUCUAGCUCCUCUGCUCACCCCUCCUGUUCCUGUGAUCACAGCCCCACCUUGUUCGCUCUGUCCAGAAGGAGCACACAGGUUCCAGUGGAUCAGGAAUCUGGUUCCAGAGUUUGGAAUCUCCAGCUCGCAUGUCAAAGUGCUUUCAUCCCCAGCUGAAUUCUAUGAACUCUUGAAGGUGCAGAUAAAAACAGCCAAGCAGCGAGUGGUGAUGGCUUCACUAUAUCUGGGAACGGGGCUGCUUGAGCAGGAGCUGGUGGAUUGCUUAGAAGAAACACUGGAGAAAUCACUGCAUGGAAAAGGAUCAUCUAACCUCAGAGUUUCCAUUCUUCUUGACUACACCAGGGGAUCUCGGGGUAGAAAGAAUUCUCGAACAAUGCUACUUCCAUUGCUGCAGCAAUUUCCCGAGCAAGUCCGUGUGUCCCUCUUCCACACCCCAAACCUGCGUGGACUUCUCAGGCUCCUGAUUCCAGAGCGUUUUAAUGAGACCAUUGGACUGCAGCACAUCAAGGUCUAUCUCUUUGAUGAUAAUGUGAUCCUGAGCGGCGCAAACCUGAGUGAUUUGUACUUCACCAAUCGUCAGGACCGCUAUGUUCUCCUGCAGGACUCUCCUGAGAUUGCAGACUUCUUCACGGAGCUAGUGGAUGCGAUUGGAGAUGUGUCUCUGCAAUUGCAGCGAGAUGAUACAGUCGAGAUGAUGGAGGGGAUGAUACACCCGUACCAAGGAGACAAGAUGGCUUACUGUGAAAUAGCAAAUCGAAGAGUCAUGGAAGUGAUCAACUCUGCCAGGACGCGACAAGAACUCCUUCACUCAAAGGCCUUCCACAGCAGCCAGCAAGGCAGCUCCUUGUUAUCCCAGCAAGGCUCUCCAGCAUCUGGGGGUCUGAAACCAGAACCUGACACCUGGAUCUAUCCCUUAAUCCAAAUGAAACCUUUUGGGAUUCAAAUAGAUGAGAUGGUCACAGAGACGCUGCUGACAGAGGCUGAACGGGAUGCCAGGAUAUACCUUACCACUGGCUACUUCAACCUGACACAAGCUUACAUGGACCUCAUUCUGGGCACUAGGGCUGAGUAUCGGAUUCUUCUGGCCUCACCAGAGGUGAAUGGUUUUUUUGGUGCCAAAGGGGUGGCAGGUGCCAUCCCUGCUGCCUAUGUUUACAUUGAACACCAAUUUUACAGUGAGGUCUGCUACCUUCACCAACAGGAGAGGGUCCAGCUGCAGGAGUACUCUAGGGCUGGGUGGACUUUCCACGCCAAAGGCCUCUGGCUGUACCUGGCAGGAAGCGAUCUUCCCUGUCUAACUCUGAUUGGCUCGCCUAAUUUUGGAUAUCGAUCAGUUCAUCGUGACUUGGAAGCUCAGAUUGCGAUAGUGACAGAAAAUAAAGCUUUGCAGCAGCAACUCCAUCAGGAGCAGGAGCAGCUUUACCUCUGCUCAGGUGUAGUCUCAUCGUCAACAUUUGAGCAGCCAAAUCGUUAUGUGAAACUGUGGGUGAAGCUGGUAACACCACUGAUCAAGAAUUUCUUUUGAAAGAAGAAAAGUUGCUGCUUUGGGUUAAAGGUCCAGACGUAGGUGGGACCUCGCAUCCAUGUCUUAUAGACAGGACAUUCAUAUACGUUCUUGGUGUCCAUGUGGUCCGCAGGGAUGGCUCUGAUGAAGAUGACUGGCAUCAGGAACGUCAACUCCUUCAGUCGAGCGUCUGCGAUCACACCAGAAGGGAUGUCCCAUCGAGAGCCUGCAAUAUUAUGAAGUUGUCAGGGUACCAGCUGCCCAGUGGCUUUUUCACUUAGAGAGGGCUGGUUUUGUAACUACUAAUGGGUGGGAAGGAGUUGUUCUAGCAGCACAGUGGAGGAUGGAGUGUGAAGGUUGGGUAGCCGUGGCUUAGUAGUCGUUAGGGCUAACAUGUUAUCAUCUCACUGUGACUCAUGAAUGCAUUUUGCCUUACUGCAUGUGGGAUGUCUAAAUAAAUUCUGUCCCCAGUCAUCCCUUCCG